AUGUCAGACCAAUACACCCCACCAAACGAGACCUUCACUCAGGAAAAGAAGCCCAUCAACCGGGACACCGAAGCUGCCAUCCCCCGUGGUCGCGCCGGCUGGUUUGGCGGCUCUGAUGUCGCAAUUGGUCCUCGCAUAGGUCCUGUCCUGAGCAGUAUUUCAAUUGGCGACUCUUCAGAUACCGACGACAGCAGCAGUGCCAUCUUGCACAAGCAAAAGGCCCUCGAGGAUGGUCAUGCCAUUCAGUACCGCACCUGCAGCUGGCAGAAGACUGCCGCGCUGCUCUUUUCCGAGUACAUCUGUCUGGCCAUCAUGAGCUUCCCGUGGUCGUACAGUGUACUUGGACUUGUCCCGGGUCUUAUCCUGACCGUCUUUGUCGCUCUCGUUGUGCUCUAUACCUCAUUGGUUCUCUGGGAAUUCUGUCUACGACAUCCAGAGGUCCGCGAUGUCUGUGACAUUGGUCAGAUGCUGUUCUGGAAUAAGAAGUGGGCCUGGUGGUUCACUGCCAUCAUGUUCAUUCUGAACAACACCUUCAUCCAGGGUCUUCACGUGCUUGUUGGAGCUAAGUACCUCAACACUAUGACAGCAUCGGACGAUGGCAUUGCUUGCCGCACCGUCAGCUUCUCCGUCAUCAUGUUCAUUCUGUGCUGGCUGUGCUCCUUGCCUCGAACUUUCAACAUGCUGGCGAAGCUUGGAACUCUGUCUGCCUUCUUCACCUUUGUCUCGGUCCUGCUCGCCACAGUCUUCGCCGGAGUUCAGGAUCAUCCUGCAGGCUACGAUCCGCGCCCAUCGUACACCACCGAAGACGGCACGGAGGCAGUUGGAGGAAACCCAAUCGUCACGGCCCUUCCGGUCGCUGGCACUACCUUCGUGGCCGCAUUGAGUGCUUUCCUGAACAUUAGCUAUACGUUCAUUGGACAGAUCACUCUCCCCAGCUUCAUCGCCGAAAUGAAGGAGCCUCGCGAUUUCCCCAAGGCUUUGUGGGCUUGCACGAUCCUCGAGAUCCUCGUCUUCAGCGUCGUUGGUGCUGUUGUCUACGCUUAUGUCGGUAACCAGUACAUGACUGCGCCUGCGUUUGGCUCGCUUGACCCCCUUUACAAAAAGGUGGCUUUCUCAUUCAUGAUCCCCACCCUCAUCUUCUUGGGUGUGCUGUAUGCAUCGGUUUCGGCUCGCUUCGUCUUCUUCCGCAUCUUCCAGAACUCCCACCACAAGAACGAUCACACCGUGGUUGGCUGGGGUACUUGGGCUCUGAUCCUUCUUGCUACAUGGAUCCUUGCUUUCAUUAUCGCCGAGGUUAUCCCUUUCUUCUCAGAUCUCUUGUCCCUUAUGUCUUCUCUCUUCGACAGCUUCUUCGGCUUCAUCUUCUGGGGUGUCGCCUACUUCAGAAUGAGAAAAGCCGAUGGUACCAUUUCUCUUGUCAAGGAGCGCACCGCUUAUGGCUAUGCGAUGGCAGCUAUGAACAUCUUCAUCAUCGCCAUUGGUGUAUUCUUCCUUAGCGUUGGUACAUAUGCUAGUGUACAGAGCAUUAUCAACGACUUCGAGGCUGGAGCCGUGGGUGCUGUGUUCACAUGUAAGAGCAAUGGGCUGUAA
Molecule: messenger RNA, 1590 nt
Organism: Phaeoacremonium minimum UCRPA7
Lineage: Eukaryota; Fungi; Ascomycota; Sordariomycetes; Togniniales; Togniniaceae
Product: putative n amino acid transport system protein
Exons: 6
Coding region: 1-1590 (529 amino acids)
Biological process (GO): amino acid transmembrane transport
Cellular component (GO): vacuolar membrane
Molecular function (GO): amino acid transmembrane transporter activity
Source: RefSeq, a predicted model, not a curated record